Messenger RNA from Globicephala melas (long-finned pilot whale), 4459 nucleotides. It is a transcript of the gene NAP1L1, whose product is annotated as nucleosome assembly protein 1 like 1. Gene Ontology annotation, biological process: nucleosome assembly. The record is from RefSeq and is a predicted model, not a curated record. Gene Ontology annotation, molecular function: chromatin binding; histone binding. Gene Ontology annotation, cellular component: chromatin; nucleus. NCBI's taxonomy places the organism in Eukaryota, Metazoa, Chordata, Mammalia, Artiodactyla, Delphinidae.
GCCUGCGCGGAGGGAAGGGGUGAAGGGACGGGGAACCGCGAGCGGGGGCUGCUGGCCGCCCGGGCCUCCGGGGCCGUCCUGUGAGGCCAGAGCCCGAGCCGUUUGCGGAGUCUCGACCCCGCAGUCGGAGAGGGCCCUUGGGAUCGGCCGGCGCUUCUCUGGGGAACCGAUCAGGACACGCGCGGGGGUCGGUGCGGCCCGCGUGCUAGUCUGCACCGAGCUUUUGAGCUCCACCAGCUUCUCAGCGCGGACGGGAGCGAGGCCGCGGCGACGCCCGGGCGCCCGGAGGAGGCGGCGGCUGCGCCACUAGGGACCGGCAGGCGCCUGGGGUGCGGCCCGGUCCCAGAUAUUUGGCGUUCAUACAACAUGGCAGACAUCGACAACAAAGAACAGUCUGAACUUGAUCAAGAUUUGGAUGAUGUUGAAGAAGUAGAAGAAGAAGAAACUGGUGAAGAAACAAAAAUCAAAGCGCGUCAGCUGACUGUUCAGAUGAUGCAAAAUCCUCAGAUUCUUGCAGCCCUUCAAGAAAGACUUGAUGGUCUGGUAGAAACACCAACAGGAUACAUUGAAAGCUUGCCUAGGGUAGUUAAAAGACGCGUGAAUGCUCUCAAAAACCUUCAAGUUAAAUGUGCACAGAUAGAAGCCAAGUUCUAUGAGGAAGUUCAUGAUCUUGAAAGAAAGUAUGCUGUUCUCUAUCAACCUCUAUUUGAUAAGCGAUUUGAGAUCAUUAAUGCCAUUUAUGAACCUACAGAAGAAGAAUGUGAAUGGAAACCAGAUGAGGAAGAUGAAAUUUCGGAGGAGCUAAAAGAAAAGGCCAAGAUUGAAGAUGAGAAAAAGGAUGAAGAAAAAGAAGACCCCAAAGGAAUUCCUGAAUUUUGGUUGACCGUUUUUAAGAAUGUUGACUUGCUCAGUGAUAUGGUUCAGGAACAUGAUGAACCUAUUCUGAAGCACUUGAAAGAUAUUAAAGUGAAGUUCUCAGAUGCUGGUCAGCCUAUGAGUUUUGUCUUAGAAUUUCACUUUGAACCCAAUGAAUAUUUCACAAAUGAAGUAUUGACAAAGACAUAUAGGAUGAGGUCAGAACCAGAUGAUUCUGAUCCUUUUUCUUUUGAUGGACCAGAAAUUAUGGGUUGUACAGGGUGCCAGAUAGAUUGGAAAAAAGGGAAGAAUGUCACUUUGAAAACCAUUAAGAAGAAGCAGAAACACAAGGGACGUGGGACAGUUCGUACUGUGACCAAAACAGUUUCUAAUGACUCUUUCUUUAAUUUUUUUGCCCCUCCUGAAGUUCCUGAGAGUGGAGAUCUGGAUGAUGAUGCUGAAGCUAUCCUUGCUGCGGACUUUGAAAUUGGUCACUUUUUACGUGAGCGCAUAAUCCCAAGAUCAGUGUUAUACUUUACUGGAGAAGCUAUUGAAGAUGAUGAUGAUGAUUAUGAUGAAGAAGGUGAAGAAGCGGAUGAGGGUUAUCAGCUCUUUGAAGAAGUCAAAAGCUGCAGUAAACUUUUUCAACGUUGGCUGCAGUAAAUCUUUUCAAUAAAACCUGUCUGGAUGUCUCAAGUUGUGUUGGGAAAUCUUUCAUAUUAGAAGCUUUCAAAUUAAAUUGCAUUGUCACCAAACUCUGUAAUCAUGAAAAUCUGUUGACUUAUAGAGUAACUUGUAUUAAAUUCUCCCUACAUUAUGAGCCGUUUCUUCCUAUUAUGUACCUACUUCAUGGAUGCAUUUUGAACUUUAAUAUAGGAAGGGGAAGAAGAAGGAGAUGAGGAAAAUGAUCCAGACUAUGACCCAAAGAAGGAUCAAAACCCAGCAGAGUGCAAGCAGCAGUGAAGCAGGAUGUAUGUGGCCUUGAGGAUAACCUGCACUGUAAUAGCCUAAACACAACUAUUAUUUACUUACAGCCUUAUGUUUUUGUAUUUUCUUGGUAGACUCAAGUUUUUUUUUAAAGGAAAGGAACUGAUAUUUUAAAGACCAAAUUUGUUCUACUUAGCAUUUUAACUAGUUUUUCUGCCAGAUACAUUGAAUGCACAAAUUCUCUCACGCAUGUUUGUUCAUUGCUACAUAUUUGGUUCUUCCUGGAGUAUUUUUAUCUUGUAACUACUAGAUUACAGUUAUGAAAAUGAACAGAACUGUGAAAUGAACCAGAUUUUUUGUCUUGCUAAUUUUUUUCCUGAAGAACCAAAGUAUUUUUUCAGCGGGUAGUUGAAUGGGUUUAAGUUCGCUUGCACUAGCUGUGCCUUUCAUUACUUUGUUACAGAAAUACGGUGACUUAUACUAAGACAAUUCAUCAUUUAAAAAACAAUACUUGUCAAGACAAGUAUAUGGUUAAGAAUUUCCAGUAAGACCACACCUGAUAACUUAGAUUGUUAAUGGAUUUUUGUAUUUCAGGUGACAGUUACUAUAAAGAAAUCUUAUUAACUAAUAGUAUGGUUAUUGGUUACCACAGGGAGGUGAAUAAAACCUAGUAUUUUCAGAAGUUAAGUCUCAUUAUUUUUAUUUUAACUGUACUUUUAAAAUUUAACCUCCAUUAACUAAGCAUCUUUUCUUUGUGGUAGGGUCUACCUUCUGCUUCCCUGGAAAGGAUGAAUUUACAUCAUUUGACAAGCCUAUUUCAAGUUUUUUGUUGUUUGUUUGCUCGUUUUUGUUUUUGCAGCCUAAAAUAAAAAUGUCAAAUAUAAUUUUAGUUCUCCAGAGAUAAUGUCUUAAUUUUGUACUAAUUCAGGUAGAAGCAGAGGCCUAGCUUAAAUUAUGUACCCAGUUUACUGCAUUAUUGAAAAGGGUGCCAACUUUGGAAGAGGUACUACAUCUACUAAUGAGAGAGUAUUAAAAAAGAAAACAAAAUCUUAAAUGAUUUAAUGUUUUUAAUAGAAAGAUUAAAAGGGUAAAUUUUAUUUCCUUUGGUCAGAACUAGACAAAAGGCCCCAAGCCUCUACAGUUAAUUCCAAUUCUUAUUCCUUAAAGUAUGAGUGUGUCAUUUACCCACGCCUUUUGUUUUACUAUCUAUUAAAAUGGGUAGUACUGUUUACUUAACUACCUCACAGAUGUGUUAAGGCAUAUUAAGUUAAAUUUUAUGAAAUGUUUCUCAGUCUCAUCAAAAGCUCAAAAGUUUGGACCUAUUUGUACCACAAGUAUGUGAUAUUCAGCAUUUUAUUUAUACCAAGGUCUGAUAGUUAAACUGGAAAACAAAGAUUAAGGACCUUUAUUCUGGAUCCGGUCAGGCAACCCUUGCAGAUCUUUGUGUGGCUCCUAUUUUAAUAGAAGUGGAUGGAUGAGCAACUGUUUGAAAAGGUCCAAGAAUUUUUUUUCCAGCUCUUUUAAUUAUGACCAUAUUGUAGUAAAUACUGCAGAUAUCAUGGGACUAAAGUAGAAAUAAGACCAUUUUUAGAGGGGGGGAAAUGCCAUUAAAUUAGAGACUAUAGAGCCACGUUUAAAAUACCUCAGGCUAAUUACUGUUACUUUUGCGGAUGAACUUUAAAGCUUUGACAGUGAGGAUGGACUAAUUGGGUUGUAAUUAUAGGAAGGCCUUAGAGUUCCUUCUAUAUUAUUAACUACUGGAAAUCCUUAACCAAUUGCAGUAGCUUAUGGGGGGGAAAGGGGAAAAUGCCAUGAAAACACCUGUUUUUCCUCUUUAUUUUCAAAAUGAUUUUGGUUGUUUUGAUUAGACAUUCUGUGACUUUUUUUUUCUUUUGUACCCAUAGCUCACCUGAACACAGCUUUUUCUGAACUUAAAAUUUUUAAUCUAAAGAUAGAAUCCCAUUUUUAAUGAACUUAAAGAAGUAGCAAAAUCACUAUUUUUUUUUUAUUCCUUUAGGAAAUAGCUGUUGCCAAAGUGAAGAGGUAGAUACUAUUUCAUCUUGUUAUAUAAGGGGGAAUAUGGUUUGCAGAGGAAUUGUUUUUUUAAAUAAAGUUGGAGUUUCAAGGGAUAUCAGUGUUCAUCUAUGCCAUCUUUCCAGUUUCAAAAUGGUUCUAUUCCAUUCUAGAAAUUUGACGUAUGUAAUUUGAAAUCCUUAAUAAAACUGCAUUUAAUUUUAUAAAAUGUACUGGUGAUAUUUUGGGUGGUUUUUAAAAAAGAAUGAGUAUAUACUUUUUUUUUUUUGAAAGAGUGGAGAGUAGAGAUGUUUUGAGUAGGCUAUUCAAUGCUUAGGCCAUGAUGGCCUGUAAAAUGUGUCAUUUUAAGAGCGACCUCCCAAGCUCUGCUAAAUCAUGUUUGUUAUUGGAAGACUAGACAAAGGAAUUCCCUAGUUCUACAGAUUAUACUCUGAGUUAACUAUAGAUGUUUUUGAGGCCCUUCGAAUUUUGUCUUAACAUUUUCAGUUUAUAGUAUUCUCUAGCCCAGGCAGUGACUACCAAGAAAUUCUCUAUUUCUCUCUAGAAAUGGUAAAAUCCCAUAUGAUCACCUGUAAAGUAAUGCUUAAAUUUUUUUUUUAUUCAAAUAUGGUUAUAAGCAGAGAACAACAGUUCCAUAAAUUGA